AACCCCUGCAGCAGAGGAGCACAUUUCCGACCGACCAUGGAGCUCUACAGCCAAAGACUUAUUUUCUGGUUUCUUAUUCUCUCAACAGGGCCAUGUGAGACAGCCUCUGAUUCAGAAGUCAUGCUAAAAAUGGAUGAAGCAUUAUUAACAGUCCAAAAUCAAAUGUCCUAUGGCUUGCAUGUUCUCUACACUUCAGAUUACUGUUAUAAGUGUCUGUAUCAGCCUUUGGCCAGCAUGGCGGCUGGACCAGGAAAUGUGUCUGUAGUGGUGAGCACACCUUUCACUCUGACCCUGAAAGUCACUUCUGUGAAUGGCAGUAGCACUUUGUGCAGUCACCCCAGUUUAAGCUACUCCUUCGAAGAGGCAGGGCAUUAUUCUCUUUGGGUGAGGCCUGGAGACACAAACUUGGAAUUUAAUGUGACCUGCUUCAUUUCAAUGGACCAGUCUCCAAAUGAUACCUAUCUACCGCUGCUGGUGGCUGCCCUGGUUUUAGCCCUUUUGGCUUUUCUAUGGCUCUGUGUGCCUCUUCUCCUCAGAUGUACCUGCAUGUCCAAACUCAGGAGUCUUAUGUGCUGCAAUAGAUCUCGAUACUCCAUGGAAAGGGAAGAGGCAAAUACUGAGGCCUGUGUGAACCAAGACCGGCCAAAAUCAUCUCGUCUUAAAUCUUUAGACACGUUCCGAGGUUUCUCCUUAACAAUCAUGGUAUUUGUGAACUAUGGAGGUGGAGGAUACUGGUUCUUUCAACAUGCACCUUGGAAUGGCCUUACUGUAGCUGAUCUUGUGAUGCCUUGGUUUGUGUUCAUCAUUGGAACAUCUGUAAUGCUAGCACUUAACUCAAUGCGAAGGAAAGGUGUGACAAGACUCCAACUCUUGGGCAAGCUGACCUGGAGAACAGUGGUGCUGUUGCUCAUCGGCUUCUGUUUCAUCAACUACAGCCCCAGAGAUGGCUUAUUAUCCUGGUCCUGGCUGCGGAUACCUGGAGUGCUUCAGCGUCUGGGGUUCACUUACUUUGUCCUGUCACUGAUGCAGACGUUUUCACCCUAUCGAGAGAUUCCACCAAAGGAGAUCCGCUGGUGGAGCCCUGUUCAGGACGUGGUGCUCUACUGGCCAGAGUGGAUCUUUAUUAUGCUGCUGGAGGUGGUGUGGCUGUGUGUCUCCUUCCUGCUACCUGUGCCCAACUGCCCCACUGGGUAUUUGGGUGCUGGAGGAAUAGGAGAUAAUGGUCUGUACCCUAACUGCACAGGAGGAGCAGCUGCAUAUAUAGACAGAUGGCUAUUAGGAGACAACAUCUACUGGCACCCAACAUGCAAGGCCAUGUAUCGUACAACUGAGCCCUUUGACCCAGAAGGUGUUCUUGGUACCAUCAAUUCAAUUGUACUGGGAUUCAUUGGGAUGCAAGCAGGGAAGAUUUUCCUCUUCUUCCGCAAAAAGAACUGGAACAUCAUGAUACAUUUCACAAUCUGGACCAUCAUACUGGGAAUCUUGGCGGCCAUCCUUUCUAAGUGCACACGAGACGAAGGAUUUAUACCUGUCAAUAAAAACCUUUGGUCUCUGUCCUAUGUAGCUUGCAUGGGCUGCAUGUCUUUUGCAUUGCUUGGUGUUAUAUACUUUGUUGUGGACAUCAAGGGAUGGUGGGGUGGCCAACCUUUCAUUUAUCCAGGAACGAACUCAAUCUUUGUCUAUGUUGGCCAUUCUCUGCUGGGCUUCUAUUUUCCCUUCAGCUGGGAGAUGCGUUUCCAAGACAGUCACUGGGAGCAGCUCUUCCAGAGCCUUUGGGGCACUGCACUCUGGAUCUUCAUUGCCUAUCUGUUCUACCGCAAACAUUUCUUCCUCAAAAUCUGAUUCAAAAACGCUUGACUGUACAUAGCAAAGCAGAAGACAGCCAGAUUGUUUCCACGUAGAUUGGAUGCUUAGGUAGACAGAUGGUUAGAUGACCUGACUUUUGCCUUUUUUUUUCUUUUUCACUCAAAUUAGUGCAACUCCAUUAGCCUAGAUUUGUUAGUUUGGUCCAUAAAACUGAAUGUAGAGUAUUCCGUCACUCAAUUAGUAAAUAGGUGUCUGUGGUGAAAGCAGAGUAUCUGAUUUAGUGUCUCCUGAAGACACCUGCGAUGUUUUAUUUGAUGUCAGCUGUGUAAGGCCCUGAAUGUACUGAUUAAAUCAAACAGACUGAAGUGGUACUUAACAAAUUAGAAUGAGUGAUUCCACCACUUCAGGGGUGGCCAUUAUGAAUCAGUUGCCAUAGCCACCCACCCCCAAGUGCCGUGAGACAGAGAGAGGGUAGCAUCUGCUCUUCAGCUGACAGUUCUUUAAUGGGGGUCAAGCUGGACUGCUCACCAAGGAGUGGCUCUAAUAAGACCAACACUUUUCAGACCCACACUAACGUGAAAUCAGAGAAAUUACAUCGGCAGCUCACAUGGUCGUUCACAAGUGGCCCUUCACCACAUAAAACAGAUGUCAAUACAAGCAAACAUUUUCAUUUGAUGAGACUCUGAUAAAUGAAAUAUAAAUGACAGAUGUUGAACAACAUUUCUGACCUCUGUCCCAGCUGGGAGCCACUAUUAGAGGGAACUGGCCAGGGUCUGGAGGUUUUGCCUCGCUCUGGAUCUCAAUAACUUUAUACUGAACACUCUCACUCAGAAAAAGCCUUCAUAAUGAUAAGAAUUAGUCAUUAUUGUUUUCUCUCAUACUUCUUAUUCUUCUGCUCACUAUUCUGUGAUUAAUACAGCCAGAACCGUUUAACGUACAGACUCCGUUCAAACUGCGUUUCGAAGGUCUCAGCGCUGUGACUUGUGCUAUGUAU
Molecule: messenger RNA, 2800 nt
Organism: Pygocentrus nattereri (red-bellied piranha)
Lineage: Eukaryota; Metazoa; Chordata; Actinopteri; Characiformes; Serrasalmidae
Exons: 18
Coding region: 37-1842 (601 amino acids)
Source: RefSeq, a predicted model, not a curated record